Cylicocyclus nassatus is the source of this 318-nucleotide messenger RNA. The record is from the annotation of a GenBank genome assembly. Lineage: Eukaryota; Metazoa; Nematoda; Chromadorea; Rhabditida; Strongylidae.
AUGUUGUUGUUCGUAACUGCUAAGUAUCUUUGGAUGUCCCUAGGAGAAGAGGACGACGCUCGCGAAAAUUUUUUUAACAAGCUUUCGGAGGCAAGAGUGAAUUGGAGCGGCCGUGCAAGAAUAGCAAUAGGGAGAGCCUUGGCAGACAUUCGAACAUAUCAUUUUGACCCUGAAAGAUCCGCUCUUCUUCCAUCAAAGAAAAAGCGUGUCGUCAUCGAAGACACUGAGGGCAACGGUAUCGGUAUCACUAAAGAAGACGUGGUAAUUCAAAAGACCGAAUGCGUAGAAGAUGAAGUCGAGGAAAUCGAGGAAGCCUGA